AUGGUGUGCGAUCCAGAGCGCAAGUUGGCAGCGUCUUUGGGGAUAAUGGACCCAGCAGAAAAGGACAAGGCAGGACUGCCACUGACUUGUCGCUCUGUGUUUUUCAUUAGCCCGCAGAAGAAGCUGGCAGCCUCCAUCCUCUACCCGGCAACAACAGGCAGGAGCUUCAAGGAGAUCCUCAGAGUCCUUGAUUCUCUGCAGCUUACUGAGCAGUAUCCUGUUGCAACUCCUGUGGAGUGGACUCCUGGAGGUACCUGCUGCGUCGUGCCAACCUUGUCGGAAGAGGAGGCGAAGAGCAAACUACCAAAGGGCCACCAGGUGCAGCAGCUGCCAUCUGGCAAGGCUUACCUGAGGCUCACGCCUGACCCUAGGAGCUGA
Molecule: messenger RNA, 378 nt
Organism: Eimeria mitis
Lineage: Eukaryota; Apicomplexa; Conoidasida; Eucoccidiorida; Eimeriidae
Product: peroxidoxin 2, putative
Exons: 2
Coding region: 1-378 (125 amino acids)
Biological process (GO): cell redox homeostasis
Cellular component (GO): mitochondrion; cytosol
Molecular function (GO): peroxiredoxin activity
Source: RefSeq, a predicted model, not a curated record